UUAAUAUAGAUCUCCUAUACUAUUAACUUCAUUUAUUUAUUUUGUUUCUUUUAAAGGAAAAUGGUGAGAUCUUGCUCUUCAAAAUCAAAGAAUCCUUGGGCAAACGAAGAAGACACCACCCAAAAGUUUGUGUUUGCGUCUGCGUCUAAAAAUGGAUCUGCAGCUCCUAAGAAAAUAGGACUUAGGAGAUGUGGGAAGAGUUGCAGAGUGAGAAAGACUGAUCAUUCAGGAACAAAGCAUGAGAGCUUCACUUCUGAAGAAGAAGAUCUGAUCAUCAAGAUGCACGCAGCAAUGGGAAGCAGAUGGCAACUUAUUGCACAACAUUUACCAGGAAAGACAGAAGAAGAAGUGAAGAUGUUUUGGAACACAAAACUAAAGAAGAAACUGUCUGAAAUGGGGAUAGAUCAUGUCACUCACCGUCCCUUUUCUCACGUACUUGCUGAAUACGGCAACAUCAAUGGUGGCGGGAACCUAAACCCUAAUCCCUCUAACCAAGGCGCACCUCUUGGACGUAAUCACUCGCUCAACGAGGAUACCCAUCAACAACAACCUGAUGAUUCAGGAGAUCUCAUGUUUCAUUUACAAGCAAUCAAGCUUAUGACCGAGUCAUCGAACCAAGUCAAGCCAGAGUCAACGUUUGUGUACGCCUCUUCGUCUUCUUCUAAUUCGUCUCCUCCAUUGUUCUCUUCAACCUGUUCAACAAUAGCUCAAGAGAAUUCAGAGGUUAACUUCACUUGGUCUGACUUUCUUCUUGACCAAGAAAACUUUCAUGAAAACCAACAGAAUCAUAACCCUCAAGAACUAGACAAUUUGUUCGGCAACGACUUCUCUGAGGUAGCAGCAGCUACGAUGCCUAAUACAUUAACAAUAGCUUCUCAGUUUGAAGAAGAAUCUUCGAGCAACGGGUUCGUAGAAUCGAUUUUAGCUAAAGAAAAAGAGUUGUUCUUGGGAUUUCCCAGCUAUUUGGAGAACCCUUUCCAUUUUUAGUUCUUUCUCUUCCUCUUCUCAACUACUAAAUAAAGAAACAUUCUAAU
This is a messenger RNA of Camelina sativa (false flax), 1034 nucleotides long. RefSeq lists its product as uncharacterized. NCBI's taxonomy places the organism in Eukaryota, Viridiplantae, Streptophyta, Magnoliopsida, Brassicales, Brassicaceae. The record is from RefSeq and is a predicted model, not a curated record.